Peronospora matthiolae is the source of this 573-nucleotide messenger RNA. NCBI's taxonomy places the organism in Eukaryota, Oomycota, Peronosporomycetes, Peronosporales, Peronosporaceae. The record is from the annotation of a GenBank genome assembly.
AUGCGUGCGGCCACGGAAAGUGCCUCUCACCACGCCUCAGCAGCAGGCGAUUCGUCGCCUGUUGUCGUGAAUUUUCCACAUCGUGAGUCACCACGUGCGACAGGUACAUCCGUUGCGUCUGUAGCGGGUACCUCGAAUCGUAAUCCAGGAGAGUCCGAGAUAGAGUUCAUCUAUUUUGGCGAGUCGGAUGAUGCAUCCGACUCGAAGGCGACUCCUUACGCUUCCGGAUCACCCGAGGCGGACACGGCAAGAGCCAGGUUGACUGGAUCUGGUCAACGCGGCGGUAUCAUGUUCGAGAUCUUCGGAUCGAGUAAUAUUUCCGAGGAAGUUCCGCCUCACGCACGUCCAUACAACGAUAGGACGUUUAGAGAUGGUGUUGAUGCACCUAUGCAUCACCACGAGCGAAGCAACUCAAGGGACUGGGAUAAAACUGGUGCCAGUGCUAAUGCUGGCAUCAGUAAAGAAGCCAGGGACCGAAAUGUCCUGCGCCACGCUCCCCAAGUGGAGUCUCUGUGGAUGCCGUUAUCCAGAGAGUUAGACCGGUUGGCCGGUAUGACUGCCGAACGGGAAUGA